AGGAAUACAGCCGAGCUGGACACGUGACAAUAAUACACUCGCGUUAAGAUAUAAUAUUUUGGGAGCAGAGUUCUUCUUUCUGUUGUCCAAAACCAAACAACAACCGAUUGACGCUUUUAUUUUGAAACCGGAAGUGAUUUGUUUAUCUGACUGGCGUGAAACCUGCAGCCAUGGAUACACGUGGAUAAUGGAGCCGAGCAAAACAGGACUUUAACAUCAACUUUAUAUCCAGCGAAGCCACAAAAACCAGGAUGAAGGGGACGGAGAAGCAGCAGCGGCGGGAGAUUGGCGUCUCGAAGAAGACGAGGAUGGCGAACAGCAGCGACGACGAAGACUCUGACGUGGAGAAGAACUUCGCUCUGCUCACUCAGAGAGGAGGAGGAGGGGCUGAGGAGGGAGGGCCGUGCCUCAGAGGAGAGGAAGAGGAAGAAUUCAGUGACGACGACGACGUGGAGGAGGAGGAGGAGGAUGAGGAGGAAGGGUCUGAUGAAGAAGAGGAAGUCGAGGAAGAAUCAGAUGGUGGUGAGGAGGAGGAGGCUGAGAGAGAUGAAGUAGGGGACGAUGACAGCGAUUCCUCUGAGGAUGAUGAUGAGGAUGAUGAUGAUGAUGAUGAUGAUGAUGAUGAUGAAGAAGAGCCAGAGGUUGCCGGUGGCAGCAGUGAGAUCCAGACAAGAGAAGACAUUAAAAAAGAGCUGUCCAGCAUGUCCUUUGAGGACAUCAUGCAGCUGCAGAACAAAGUGGGAACCAAAGUUUACAACGAGGUCGCCUACGGCAACAACAAGAGGCCGGAGACGAGCAAGAAGAAACGACUGAACAAGAACAGACCAAUGGAGAUCUCAGCCAAGAAACCAGCCCCGUUCCUCCGUCAGGUCGUCCCCGUCAGGAAACCGACGUUGAGGGAUCCUCGAUUCGACGACCUGUCGGGAGAAUACAAACCUGAGAUUUUUGAGAAGACGUACAAAUUUAUAAAUGACAUCAAACAUCAAGAGAAAGAGAUCGUCCAGAAGCAGCUGAAGAGGACGACGAAGAGCAACCAGAGGAAGGAGAAGCUGCAGUUCCUUCUGAAGAGGAUGGAGAACCAGGAGCGAGCGAGGAAGAGCCGAGAGCAGCAGCGAGAGAGAGAGCUGCAGUUCAAGAGGCAGCAGAGAGAGCUGGCCAAUCAGGGCGAACGACCCUUCUUCCUCAAGAAAUCUGAGAAGAAGAAGCUGCAGCUCGCUGAGAAAUACCAGGAGCUGAAGAAGAGCGGCAAACUGGAGAACUUCCUGAGCAAGAAGAGGAAGAGGAACGCCGGGAAGGACCGCAGGAAGCUGCCGCAGCAGAUGCAGAAGAAGGCGGCGUGAGGCGUUCAAUGACCCAGAAGACGAACCUGCUGAGUGCUGAGGAAUAAAGACUCUCCGUCCGUCAGUGAGCUGUAAUGACCCGCCUCCGCCUGCUGAUGGAGCUGCAGGUUGUUGUUCUUCAUGACAAGAUCAUCUAGACUCAAGGUUCACUUACUAAUGCUUUCUGGAGCUUUCAACCACAUCUACCCAAGUAAAUGUCGUGUGUUCAGCUGAAAGCUCAGGAAAAGCUCUUCAGUAAGCAGACCUUGAGUCGAGGCUUUUUUUUUUUUUUCAAGAAUGAACUUUCACACUUUAUUUUAUUUUUUUGUCAAAGUAAAUUUAUCGUCUCUGUGUGACGUUCAGGGACGCUCAGACAUGUGAGUGUUAAUGAUGAACCAGUGAAAUUCAUCAUUUACAGUUUGUCAGAAAAUCAAGAAACAAACAUGGACGAAAAAAAAGAUGGUGUGACUUUGGCUGCUGCUGUUUGCCAAUAAAUACCGGAGAGUCCUUAAAUGCACCAUCUGCAUGUGGUUUCUACAGACAUGAGCAGAAAGAGGAGGAAUCUAAAACACCGAGGGAGUUUGUGUUUGUUUUCCAGUGAAGACAUUAAACACAUUUCUGUCUGUUUGAAGUAGUUUCAUAUAAAAACUGUUUUCAAAAUAUCAAAUCCUUUGAAUAACCAGUGUGGUCACAGCUGUACAGAUGUUUUUGGAGCUAAUAUCACUUUAAACAUCUGCUUCUUUUCAAAACUGAUGAUUUAUACAGUUUGUAUUUUUAAAAUAAAACGUCAUUUGUG
Molecule: messenger RNA, 2115 nt
Organism: Seriola aureovittata
Lineage: Eukaryota; Metazoa; Chordata; Actinopteri; Carangiformes; Carangidae
Gene: rrp36
Product: ribosomal RNA processing 36
Exons: 8
Coding region: 252-1340 (362 amino acids)
Biological process (GO): maturation of SSU-rRNA from tricistronic rRNA transcript (SSU-rRNA, 5.8S rRNA, LSU-rRNA)
Cellular component (GO): nucleolus; 90S preribosome
Source: RefSeq, a predicted model, not a curated record